CUUUGCCACUUGCCAUGGCCUAUGUCUUGAUUGACCUUUCAUAUCUGCCAUGUCUUUCAAAGAAUGCUUUCUGGUAUAUAAAUUUCAGGCAUGGGAAUGAGUCCAACCAUUUAUUUAAUAGAACAGCUUUAAAAGGGUUGCAUUAUCUUUAUGUAAGUUUUACAGUUGAAUUUAUGAUCUGCCUCCCACAAAUAAAGAGGCUCCUUCUAUCCAUGUACUGCUUCUAAUCCUAUCAGCAUUUAACUGGAAAAACAGAGAUUGAUAUAACUUUCCGAAGCCUGUUUUGCUGUUCUGUAUUCUUCCCCCCAUUGCUCUGGAGAACUGUGAGACCUGCAAAACACCACUGGAAUGGACAGUCAGAAUUUUUUUUAAAUUUACAUUUAUAUCCCGUCCUUCUCCGAAGACUCAGGGCGGCUUACAGUGUGUAAGGCAAUUGCAGGAAUAAUUGCAGGAAUAAUUCAGUCAGUCAGAUGCCAAGUAAUCAAAUGACAUCUUUCCUACUCCUAUAGUACUGUAUCUCCAACUGAAUUCCAUUGGUGGAACAAACACUCCCAUUUUUGAAGGAAAACCAAGAAUCAAUCUGGUGGUUGGGUUGAACUGGACUACUAAACCAAAAUGUGGUUAUCUUCUUUGUGGCCCAGUGUACUGUAGACACCUAGCCACUGUGAUUUGUUGGUGCUUCAUUGUUGUACAAACCAAACAGCGGAGUUAAUUUCAUAAUAUGGAUUUAAUGAUGAGUUAUAAGUUGUGAAAACAUAGUUGUGGAAAUAAUCAAAUAAAUAAUAGUACUUUUUCAUAGCAGUACUUUUACAAUUUUUUGGGGGGGAAAGUCAACUUUAUUUUGUAUUUAUGAUCACUGUUUUAGUGCUGAAUGUUUCAAAAAGCAUUAUAUUUCAAUACAACAUUCAUUUAGUGACCAUUCAAAGUAAUACCAGCAUGAAACAAAGUGUCUUAUGACCAUUUUUCACAGUUAAGAUCAUUGCAGCAUCCCCAUGGUCAUGUGAUCAUGUUUAGCAACUAACUCAUAUUUAUGAUGGUUGCAAUGUCCUCGGGUCAUAUGUGAUCACCUUUUGCAACACUCUGGCAAGCAAAGUCAAUGGGGAAGCCAGAUUCACUUAACAACCAUGUUGCUAACUUAACAAAUGUGAUUUACGUAAGAAAUGUAACAAGAAAGAUCAUAAAAUGGGACAAAACUCACUUAACAUGUCUCGCUUAUCAACAGAACUGUUGGGCUCAAUUAUGCUGGUAAGUCGAUGACUACCUGUAAUUGUAUGCAUUUAUUAUCUUUUCAAAUGCAAGUAUAUGAUUACAAAUUACAUGGGAAAAACACAAUUUCAUUAUAAAACCUGAAUUUCUUUAAGAUUAAAUUAGCUUCAGUCUCAUAAAAAUCUUCCUGCAAUUUGUCCAAGUUAAAUAAAGACUUCAAAUAUCUGCUUAUACAGUAAGUAUCUCAAUACAUUCAUAGUCAUUUCAAUCUGUCAUCUUGAUGCCUGAUUUUGAUGAGACUGUGAAUAAAGGAUCAUAGUGUGACGAGAUGGUGCAUUACCAUAAAUCAGCUUUUGUGAAAGACCUUUCUGUUCACACGGCCUGCAGUUCAUAAUUACCAUGGUAAUCUACUCUGAAAUAUCAGCUCUUAGAUACAUCAAAGGGACACCGCAAUAGACUACUCAACUUACUCACCACCUAAAGGUUAAUUUGUGUACAACACGGUUUUCAUAGUCAAAGUAAUAUUUACUAAGGUAAUAGAAAUCAAUUUCACAUUAACUGGAAAUGGAAGGGAAUAAAGUCAUUAAUACAUACAUAUAUAUUACAUAUAUUAUUCAUGCUUGGCUAAAAAUAUAACCCGUAAUGUUUUUACUGUUGCUAGAAAACUUGGCUUGUCAGAGAAAACUAUAAUCAUAAUGUUUAUUUUUUCAAGCAUACUUUUAAAAAUACAAUCAAAAUUCAACAUACAAUGAAUUGCUAAAACUAUAGUAAUUCUCCAAAAUUUCAGAUCAAUGACAAUUUUCAAAUAUACCGUAUAUACUCGAAUAUAAGCCGAUCCGAGUAUAAGCCGAGGUCCCCAAUUUUACCCCAAAAAACUGGGGUAAACUGGGGACUCGAGUAUAAGCCGAGGGAGGGAAAUGAGGCAGCUACCGGUCAGGGAAAGCCUCCCUCCCUCAGCCGAGAAGGCUGGCGGCUCCCCCGCCCCGCCCUCUCACUGCACCGGCAGGGCUUCCCCGCGCUAAUGCAAAAGCCCGCCAAGUUUGCACCAUCCGGUAUAAUGUGAAAAAAAGAAAAGAAAAAAAAACUCGAGUAUAAGCCGUAUAUACUCGAGUAUAAGCCAUGGGGACGUUUUUCAGCACAAAAAACAUGCUGAAAAACUCGGCUUAUACUCGAGUAUAUACGGUACAUCUUUCAGUACUUUGCUCAAAUAAUAGUGGAGAUUUAUUAAGAAAUGUGCUUUGGAAUGCUGACGUUAAUUUAUCCUGAUUGGCAAUCCCUAUAAGUAUUUAUAUAAUAAGCAAGUUGUAUUUUAAAUUAAGAACCCUUCAGGAGACUGCCUGGACAAGCAACAAGAAAAACAAUUAUUGUUAGUAUUUAAAUGUUUUGAAAAUUGUCUUCAGGGAAAAAAAUAGCAAUAUGACAGAAUAGUAUAGUUGUAACUAUAUUUCACAGGAUAAUCAGUAUAUAAAAUUAACAUAAAUGAGCACUAGGUGAGAAUUUUAAUUUCUCUGCUGCUGAAUUGCUUCAUGCAGUCAUACAAAUGAGAAAUGGAAAGGGCAUAGAAAUAAAUACAAAUUUGUUCAGUAAUUCAUCUUAUACAGCUGACCAGCAUCCCAGUUGGUUAAGUUUCCCUCAUCCCAGUUGAUUAGGUUUUAUCACAUAUCAUUUUGGUGCAAAAUCUCAUAAGAUUUUGGUAAUUCUUAUAAGAUUUCUUUAGGAGAGGCUCAGUGAAAAUCAGGUGCAUUCCUCUGGCAAAGUCUUAAUGCAUCCAUUUUAAUAAAGUAGCAAAAAUCAUGCCAUGAAAAAUGAGUAUUUUUUGAGCAUUUUUGCUUUUCAGGAGGCAAAAUUGUGGGCAACAUGCACUAUGCCUUUGACUUCUAUGAAUGACAUAGUAUGCAGUAAUCCUUUGGAGGUACAGGACUGUUAUAUUGGAUUAUCUGAGUAGCAUAUACAGUUCAAAAUUAUGAGACACAGGGGGACCUUAUUCAGCAACUGCAGGGCAUAAUAUAUUGCAGCACUAUCUUAUUACACAAAGCAUAUAAAAACUCUGGACCCAAAUUCAGAAAUUUCAUUUCUAACCUUUCAGUUGUUGCUUUAUUAAACUGAGACAUUAAGAUUGCAAUUUCUCUUAUCUUUUAUUUGGUAUUACUAGAGGCAAAGAACUUAGCAGACAACACAAACAUGUCCUAAAAGCGUCUUGAAAUCUUUGCAAAAGCAUAGAAUUAAAUGGGCAAGGAUGGCCCAUUCAAGUUUUUAAAAUCUCUUAAGAGCAACGUUCAAGCUUAACUUCUGAAGCUCUUAAUUUCUCCCAUAAUUUGAAAAGCAUUAUAAUGGAAGAUGGGAAGCAACUGCUAGAAGUGGUAAAAAGGAAUAGUGAGGGCACAAAAUAUAAAAAUACAGGGAAGCUGGAAGUACCAUGGAAGCAAAUUUCAAGAUGAGCCUGUUCUGUGAUGAAUAUAUAUGUUGUUGUUGUUGCUGCUGUUGUUGUUAUUAUUAUUAAAUGUCAGUACUGGGUGGAUCAUGUGUUGCUUUGCAUAUUUUCUUUACUUUUCUAAUUUUUAUUAUUGUUGUGCACUAAAUGAAUUGUGAGAGGUUUGUGUUAGUUCAUGAAUUUAUAAAUUAACUCUAUGGCCUGAGGAAUAUAGUCUUUUUAUUCCCAUGUAGUCUUCCGGUUUCUAAAAAUCUUUUGAGACUUUAAACAGAUAUGCUGACAAAUACAAUAGUACAGGGCACCUAAAUUUGUUUGUAUAGGGUCUAACAGGACUAAUUCCCAAGUCAGUCUGCACAUGAUUGUGAAGUUAGAUAAUUUACAUACUAGCAGUACACAGGCCAAUGCAAGAUAUACAUAAAUAUCUGAUUUACAGAUUCUGCACCACUGCAAAAUAUAUAAUUAGUAAAAUCUAAAGUUUGAAGGAGUCCUGAACUUCCACUAUAGAUCUGUACUUCCCACCCUUGCUUUAGUCAGGCCACUUUAUUUGCUUCACAAUCCAAAGGACCUCUAUUACAAGCUUGGGUCAAUAAAGUACACCUGGCAGCCUGGCAUAUGUGAUUCCGCUCAAAGGAUGAAUCUGUCAGUUCCCAACAUUAAAGCAUAGCUUGUUUUUUAUCAGAACUGUCAGACUCUUAUGAAUUUGGCAAAUAUGUUGUUUGGGUAUUCACUCCGCUGCCCCCCAACGUUGAUGAGAAUGAGUGGAUUUGACAAUCACCAGAGAUUCUGAUUGCUAAAUCGGAUCUAGGAAAGAAACUGAUUGAUUAGCCUGCUAGCCUAACACAUAUUCCCCAAUCUAUACUGCACACUAAUUCCCGGGAAUUCUGGUUUAGAAUUCCUGUCUUGAUAUAAUGCAGAAAAAGUUGGGUCCACCGAGCAAUGCAUCCGUGGUCUUCCAGGAUGUCACACAACACACUCUGCCUGAAUCAGAACCCAACCUAAACGGAACCCAUCCCUAAGAACUUCCAAGAGCAGAGAAAGCUGUGUUGUUGCAACAGCAGCAGCAGCAGCAGCAGCAGCAGCACCAAAGCGUCUGCAAGGUAACACUUUUAUCACCUUUGCUGGACCGGACCACAGAGCUCCUCGUUCCUCUCUUCUCACCUGAGGGAGGAAAGGUAGCAACUUGCAAGCGACAGAAAUACAGUGCCACUAGCCCUGCUCUUUCGCGCCUUACAAAUCAGUGCCCCGGAGGCAAAGAUCGCUGGAAACGGAACCGCCGCCUUCGCUGCCGAUGGGAUCGUAGCCUCGGAGCGAAAAACUCUCUCGCCUUCCUUGCAAGCGAAGGUCGGAGGAGGGUCGUCCCCUCGCCGUCUUUCGGGGGCCGCUCGCUCAGCGAAUGGACGCUUCCCCGCCGCUUCGGGCGGUGGAGAAACUAAGCCUGGGCUCCUGGGUGGGCCGGGGAGGGGGAGGCAGUUCCUGGGCGGUGCGAGGGGCUGCCAGCUCCCACCCCCCUCUCCUCCCCUUGACUACCUGCAGCAGGCAGUGGCCGAGUCCCAGAGAGCCCCGCUCCGGAGCAGCACAGAAGCCCGGCUCCUAAACCUUGUCGUCCGCCCUGCCGUCCCCGGGUCCCAAAGUCCGUUGGAACUCGCGCUCACCGCCAGAGAGAGAGAGAGAGAGAGAGGGAGGCAGCGCUUGAGGCGGCAUGGCCGAACCGCCCAGGCACCUUCGCCGCCGCCGGGCGCCGUUCGGGGCGGCGCUGCUCCCGCUCCUUAUCCUGGCUGCGCUCGGGACCACCCAGCCUCAGCCGGACUCAGCCGGGCCGUCGCUUCUCCUUCAGCCGGCGGAACCGGACGCUGCCGACGGGGGCGCCGCGGGGAUCUUGGCGGCCAACCGCGGGCUGCGCGUGCCUUUCGGCCGCUCCGUCUCCCUGGAUCCCGCCCGGGACCUGGUGAUCCGCGUGCAGCCGGGCGACAAGUGCAUCGUGACCGUCUUGGAGAGCGGGCCGCCGCCUGCGCCUCACCGCCCGGGGGCGCUCUCCCCGCAACGCUUCCCCUGCGAUUUCGGUCCCGGAGAGGUGACUUACACCCACUACGGGUCUCGCAGCCCCGGCCGCGACCGCCUCAGCCUCCAGCUCCGCUACGACUCCCCCAGCCGCACGUUCGUGGUGCCUUUCGCGCUGGAGGCCGAGGUGCUGUCGCAGCAGCUGCGCCUCCUCAGCCGCAACCUGCCGCUCGCCGUGGAGAAGCUGCGGGGCCUCAGCCAGCCCCUCGACGCCAAAGUCCUCGCCUUCGCCGAGGAGGGAGAAGCCGGGCGCCGCCACUGCCGCCUCACCGCCCUCCCUCACCCGUCCAGCAGCGGCAACCACCUGCCUGCCUACGGGCGCUUGAUCGACGCCCACGGGCGCCCCCUGCCGCCGGGCUACAGCAACGACUGCCGCCGCUUCCUGAGCGAAGGCAUCCGCUACCAGCACACGGCUACCACGCCCUCCCCCAACCGCGACCACAUCCCCAUGCGGGUGGAAGUGCUGGAGGAUAGCGGAUCUCCCGGGAGCGUCAGCCAGCAGGAAUACUUUCAGGUUGUGGUUCGGAUUCGGGAUGGGAUUGAGAACACGCCCCCCAAGCCCAGCUUUGUGGCUUUGCUCAUGAUGGAGGUGGACCAGUUUGUGCUUACUGCCAUCACCCCUGACAUGUUGGCUGCGGAAGACCUGGAGACCCCAUCAGAUCUGCUGCUAUUUAAUCUCACCUCUCCCUGGCUCAGCGUUGGAGGGCAAGAUGCCACAACUGGUUACUUGAUAAGUACGGAUGAUCCUAGUCGGCCACUCAGGUCUUUCACUCAGCGGGAAUUGAGGGAGCUGAAGAUUGCCUACCAGCCUCCUACAGUGGACUCAGACCAUGAGCGCCUCUUCCAGUUUGAGUUGGAGGUGUUGGACCCUGAGGGUGCCUCUUCAGAGCCCUUUGCCUUCAUGGUGGUGGUGAAACCUAUGAACACUUUGGCUCCAGUGGCUGUCUUUAAUCGCAUUGCCGGCCCUCAGAUGAUGCUUUUUGAAGGCCAGUCAAGGCCGCUUUCUGACAAUCUUGUAAUCAGUGAUGAGGACAACUUAGGGGAAGUGAAGAUUUGGGUUACAAGAGGUCUAAAACAUGGUGAACUGAGAGUUUUGCAUGCAUCUCCUGGUCGUCAUUUUUUUACUGCAGCAGAGUUGGAAGCUGGACAGGUGAUCUACCAGCAUGAUGGCAGUGAGCACAGUUUCAGUGAUAACAUUAUCUUCCGCAUGGAGGAUGGACAACACCAGGUGGAGUUUUUUUAUCCAAUUACAAUUGCCCCUGAUGAUGAUCAACCACCACUCCUUAAUGCCAACACUGGCUUGGUCCUAAGUGAGCACCAGGUAGUGCAGAUCUCACCCUUCGUUCUCAGUGCUACUGAUAUAGACUCUGAUGACUCAACUAUUCGAUUUCUGCUUAAGGAGGUUAAAAAGUCUUCAGGUAUAUCUGUCUGGAAACAUUUUGGUGAGAUUCUGUUGCGUCAGGAAGAGGUUCCAUCAUCCAAUGAAAAAGAAGAAGAUAUGAAAGAAGAUCAUAGUGAUCCAUCCCCCUGGCAUUUUAUAGACAGUGAGGGUGUAUAUGAAAAGAUAGUGACUGAAUGGCUGCAACAGGAUAUCCUGGAUGGAAAGUUGUUCUACAGGCAUAUUGGACCUCAUAGCACCAAUGUAGUGAUGGACCAGUUUGUAUUCUAUCUCCAAGAUGAUAAUGACCCACCAAAUCAAUCUGAAGAAAAGGUGUUUAUCGUCAAGAUACAUCCAGUAGAUAACCUAUCUCCAGAACUAUACCCAGGGACAACUUUACAGAUGACCGUCCUGGAAUACCAAGUGACACAUUUCAAGAAGCAUUAUCUGUGUUAUACUGAUUUGGACACAGAUGACAGAGAGCUAAAAUAUACAGUGCUUACAUCACCAACUGACAUUGAUGAAAAUCACCCUGUCUUAGCAGGUGAAAUUGUAUUGACUGACAAUCCUCUGAUGCCUAUUAGCCAUUUCACUCAAGCACAGAUAAAUCACCAUAAAGUGGCCUAUAGACCACCAGACCAAGAACUUGGAAUUACUCCAAGAGUAGUACAAUUCACUUACAGUGUAGAAGAUGCAGCUGGUAAUUCCGUGCUAGGUAUUUUUACUUUCUUCUUGCAGCCAGUGAAUAAUCAGCCCCCACAAAUAACCAAUGCUGGUUUCACAGUGUUUGAGGGGCACAGCUUCUUUCUCACCACCACGCAGCUAGAUGCUACUGAUAAAGAUACAGACCCUGACCGAAUUGUCUUCACUUUAACUGAAACACCUCAGCAUGGCCACCUGCGCUACCUGGAGGAAGGAUUGAUGGUACAGGGUGAAUCUUUUCUGUUAGAUGACAUUACUAAUGGUCGCAUAUCCUAUCAGCAUAAUGGUGAUGAGUACAGAAGUGAUUCCUUUCAAUUAGAAGUAAGUGAUGAAGUUCAUCAAGUACCAAUCACAGUUAAAAUUGCUGUUCAACCAGUUGAUGAUGAACGUCCCAGCAUUAUGGUCCCUAGUAGUAAUGGACUUUUGGGGGCCUUUAUUGAUGUUCUGGAAAAUAGUGUUACUGAGAUAACUACUUCUCUUAUCCAGGGUACAGAUGAGGAUACUGAUGAACUGGCAUUAACUUUUAUUGUAGAGGACCCCCCUAAGCUGGGUAGUAUUUUAGUGAAUGGAGUACCCUCUAAAAGAUUCACUCAAGAGGAUCUCAUAAACGGAGCAGUCGUUUAUGCUCACAAUAGUGGAGAGAUUGGAUUGAAGAAGCAGACUGAUUCUUUCAAUCUUACUAUCUCAGAUCGGUCCAGUGAAUGGGUGGUGAGAGGAAGUACAAUAGAAGGAGUGCGUGUGACUGUAACUCUUUUGCCAGUGGACAACAUUGCUCCUGAAGUUAUGUUGGGAGAAGAACCAUUCACUGUUCAUGAAGGAGGAAAAAAUGUGCUAAUGUUAGAACUGCUGGAUGUGGAAGAUAUUGAUACUCCCAGAGAUGAUAUUCUCUGUACCAUUUUAACACAGUCAACUGCUGGUUACCUAGAGAAUAUCUCUCCAGCACCAGGAUCUGAAAAAUCCAGAGCUGGGAUUCCCAUCAGUGCAUUUUCCAUCAAAGAUAUUCGUGUUGGUCAUGUCAACUAUGUUCAGAGCAUCCAUAAGGGGAUAGAACCUUUAGAAGACAGAUUGACUUUCCAGUGCUCUGAUGGUAUCAAUUUUUCACCACCUCAGUUCUUUCCAAUUAUCAUUAUCCCAACCAAUGAUGAGAAGCCCGAAUUGUUUGUACGUGAGUUUGUGGUGUUGGAAGGAAUGAGUUUGGUAAUUGACACACCCAUUCUCAAUGGUGCCGAUGCUGAUGUUCCCCCAGAUGAAUUGCGCUUCUUUAUAACUGUCCCUCCAAAGAAUGGACAGAUUGUUAACCAGCUGGCUACAGGUACUGUGUCUGUUACCAAUUUCACUCUAGAAGAAAUUCGGGAAGCAUCUAGCAUUGUGUAUGAGCAUGAUGACUCAGAAACUAAAGAGGACUCUUUUAAAAUCCAGCUCACUGAUGGCCUACACACAGUGGAAGAAGAAAUAUUAAUAAUGGUCAUUUUGGUUGAUGAUGAAACACCCCGGAUGUCCAUCAAUGAUGGAUUAGAAGUAGAUGUUGGUGAAUCUAAAGUUAUCACCAAUCAAGAUCUCAAAGCCACUGACAUAGACUCUGAAGACAGGAUGCUUACUUACAUUAUUCGUUUGUCCCCCAGGCAUGGCUUAUUACAGCAUAUAAGUAAAGAAAGAGAGGUGCUAUACAAUAUUACACUCGGCAUGAAUUUCACACAGGAUGACAUAGAUCAUAAAUAUAUAUGUUAUACACAUACAGGCCAACAGGGACUCCGUGACUUAUUUAAGUUUGAUGUCACUGAUGGCAUCAACCCCUUGAUAGACAGAUAUUUUUACAUUACUAUCAAUGGCAUUGAUAUGGUGUUUCCCGAGGUGAUCAAUAAAGGAGUCACUUUGAAAGAAGGUGGGAAAGUGACUCUCACUACAGAUCUCCUCAGUACAAGUGAUAUCAACAGUCCUGACGAACUACUUAGGUUCAGCAUCACCCGGGCACCAAGCAGAGGUCAUUUAGAGAAUUCAGACAAUCCUGGAGUUCUUGUCACUACCUUCACUCAGCUUCAACUAGCUGGAAACAAGAUUUAUUACAUCCAUACUGCAGAUGAUGAGGUGAAGAUGGAUAGUUUUGAGUUUGAAGUGACUGAUGGCUAUAAUCCAGUCUUCCGUACUUUUAGAGUUUCUAUUACUGAUGUGGACAAUAAGAAGCCAGUUCUCACAUUACAUGACCUCACAGUUCAAGAAGGGGAAACCAAACUGAUCACACCGUUUGAGCUAAAUGUGGAUGAUCGGGAUACACCUGACCAUCUACUCCAUUUCUUAAUUACCCAAGUUCCUGUACAUGGUCAAAUUAUUUAUAACAACAGCCAUUCUGUCACCAGCUUCACUAAACAAGACUUAAAUGAAAAUAUGAUCAGCUACAAACAUGAUGGCACUGAAACUAAUCAUGAUAGCUUCUCUUUCACUGUAACGGAUGGGACACAUCCAGAUUUUUAUGUUUUUCCUGAUACCAUCCUUGAAACACGUAACCCACAGAUGAUGAAAAUUCAGAUCAAUGCUUUAGACAAUGGAAUACCACAAAUAGUAGUGAACAAGGGUAUCUCCACACUAAGAAAUAUAGCAACUGGACACCUGGGCUUCCUAAUAACCAGCAAGUCUCUCAAAGCAGAAGACAGAGAUAGUCCACACAAAUUACUGAAAUAUAAGAUCACAGAUGGGCCAAAACAUGGAUUUCUCAUUAAUAUUGGUCUAGGAAAUGCAAGUGUAAAAUCCUUUUCCCAAGCUGAUAUCGAUGAAAUGAAGAUAUGUUAUGCCUUGAAAGAACGUGAAAAUGCUACGAGCGAUAUCUUCUAUUUUUCAGUUGAAGAUAAUGGAGGAAAUAGAUUGAAGAGCCAACCUUUUCGUUUGAACUGGGCUUGGAUUUCACUGGAAAAAGAAUAUUAUAUGAUAGAUGAGGAUUCCAAGGUUCUGGAGGUAACCCUGAAACGCAGAGGAUAUCUGGGGGAGACUUCAUUUGUUAGCAUUGGGACUAAAGAUGGAACAGCAGAAAAGGAUAAAGAUUUCAGAGGAAAAGCUCAGAAACAAGUUCAGUUUAACCCAGGGCAGACUGUGGCUACUUGGCGAGUAAGAAUAAUUGCAGAUAAUAAAUAUGAAGAAUCUGAGACCUUCCAGAUUAUUUUGUCAGAUCCAGUUAUGGCUGCCCUGGAGUUGCCAGAGAAGGCAGUGGUGGAAAUCAUUGAUCCUGGUGAUGAAUCUACUGUGUACAUUCCUGGGUCAGAAUAUAGAGUAGAGGAAGAUGUUGGUGAACUGUUAAUCCCUAUCAGGAGAUCUGGAGAUACUAAUCGUGAACUAAUGGUUGUUUGUUACACUCAUCAAGGAACUGCCACGGGCACAAUUCCUUCUACAGUUUUGUCUUAUUCUGACUACAUAUCUCGCCCUGAUGACCAUACCAGUCUAAUUCGCUUUCAUAAGGAUGAGAAGGAGAAAAUAUGCCGGGUCAUAAUUAUUGAUGAUUCACUAUAUGAGGAAGAUGAAAAUUUUAAUGUCACUUUAAGUAUGCCAUUGGGUGGAAAAAUUGGAGCUGAAUUUCCCAGUACUAAAGUCAUCAUUUUAGCUGAUACAAAUGAUCAACCUGCUUUCUAUUUUGGUGACACUGAAUAUUAUGUUGCGGAGAGCGCUGGUUAUGUAGAAGUUCGUGUUUGGAGAACUGGAACAGACUUGUCUAAAGCAGCCACUGUCACUGUGCGCUCCAGGAAAACGGAUCCAGUAUCUGCAGAAGCUGGAGUUGAUUAUGUUGGCAUAAGCCAAAACAUGGAUUUUUCUCCUGGUGUAAACAUGCAGACUUUUCGUGCAACUAUUUUGGAUGAUCUAGGACAGCCGGUCCUUGAAGGCCCCGAAAAGUUUGAACUUGUUCUCCAGAUGCCAGUGAAUGCAGUGCUUGGAGAGCCAAGCAAAGCUACUAUCAUCAUAAAUGAUACCAUCACUGAUUUACCCAAAGUCCAAUUUAAGGAACCUCUCUACAUUGUGAAUGAAAAAGAUGGUCAGAUGGAAGCUAUAAUCUCACGAAGUGGAGAUGUGAAUCAUAAGUCUACUGUCCGCUGCUACACUCGCCAAGGCUCUGCCCAGGUUAUGAUGGACUAUGAGGAGAGACCAAACACAGAUGACUCAAUAAUAACAUUCCUACCAGGAGAAAUAGAGAAACCCUGUUUUGUGGUUUUGGAAGAUGAUGCUAUCUAUGAAGAGGAUGAAGAGUUCAGACUGGUGCUUGGAACUCCAAAAAGUACCUCUUCAUUUGGUGCUUCCAUUGGGGAGCUAAAAGAAGUGCUGGUGAAGAUUAAGGAUGAAGAAGACAAACCAAUGAUUACAUUCUCUGAGGUGAAAUAUAACAUUCAAGAACCACAGGAGCCUGGAGAAAUUGCAGUUUUAAAGAUCCCAAUCUUGCGACUUGGAGAUACUUCCAAAGUUUCUAUUGUAAGAAUUCAUACUAAAGAUGGUUCAGCUACUUCUGGAGAAGAUUAUAAUCCAAUGUCUGAGGAUAUUGAAUUUAAAGAAGGAGAAACAGAGCACUUUGUGGAGGUUGAAGUUUUGUAUGAUGGAAUGAGAGAAAUGCGUGAAGCAUUUACAGUGCAUUUGAAACCUGAUGAGAAUAUGGUGGCUGAGACACAGAUGAAUAAAGCCAUUAUAUACAUUGAAGAAAUGGAUAGCAUGGCGGAUGUGACCUUCCCAGCUGUGCCACAAGUUGUAUCACUUCUGUUGUAUGAUGACACUGCCAAAAGCAAAAUAAAUCCCCACCCUACCAAUGGAUAUCCUAUUGUGUGUGUAACGGCAUGCAACCCCAAAUACUCAGAUUAUGACAAGACUGGAUCUAUUUGUGCUGCUGAAAACAUCAAUGACACAGUGACCUUGUAUCGUUGGCUUGUCAGUGCCCCAAGUGGUAUUGAUGGUGUAACCAGCCCAAUGCGUGAAGUGGAUUCCAAUACUUUCUUCACUAACACCAAGUCAAUUGCUUUAGACUCCAUCUAUUUCCAAGCUGGCUCCAGGGUUCAGUGUGCAGCACGUGCUGUCAAGGCCAAUGGAGAUGUGGGCUUAGAACUGUUGAGUCCCAUCCACAUAAUAAAUAGACAAGAAGGUCUGUGCCAACCACGUAUUCUGGGUACAGUUGGAGCAGAGCCUUUCUCAGCCAAAAUUCAUUACAUAGGUCCUGAUGAUCCUGAUUAUCCAAACCUGAUCAGGUUUUCGGUUACCAUGCCUCACAUAGAUGGAAUGUUGCCAGUAAUCUCAACCAGACCUUUGUCCAAUUUUGAGUUGACACUGAGCCCAGAUGGCACCCGUGUAGGCAAUCACAAAUGCUCCAAUCUCUUGGAUUAUAAUGAAAUUGAAACAAAACAUGGCUUCAUCACAGAUGAUAUCAAGAAUCCAGAAGUGAUGGGAGAAACUUCACCCUACCAAUACAGCAGUAGCAUACGAUCAGCUAAGACUUUACGUUUCUAUCGUAAUCUCAAUCUGGAGGCUUGCCUGUGGGAAUUUAUCAGUUAUUAUGAUAUGUCUGAACUGGUAACUGGCUGUAGCGGCUCCAUUGGGACAGAUGGUCAGGUAUUGAAUCUGGUUCAAUCGUAUGUCACUCUUCGAGUGCCCCUCUAUGUAUCUUAUGUCUUCCAUUCACCUGCAGCAGUUGGGGGCUGGCAACAUUUUGACCUGCAAUCUGAGUUGAGGCUCACUUUUGUAUAUGAUACUGCCAUUCUAUGGAAAGAUGGUAUUCGAAGUCCACCAGAAGCAGAACUACAAGGGUCUCUUUACCCAACCAGUAUGCAAAUCAAUGAUGAAGGGCGAUUGGUGGUCCAUUUCAGGACUGAAAUUCGAUUCAUGGGCCAGUUCAUAAUAUCCCACCCAGGUACUUCUCUGACUUCUAUGGUGAUGUCAUCUGACCAUCCUGGCCUUACAUUCACAUUGAACCUUUCUCAAAGUGAGCAAACCUUCAAUCAACCAAUGCAGCAAUGGAAGUUUCUUUCCGAUUUUGCUGUACGUGACUAUUCUGGCACUUACACUGUGAAACUUAUCCCCUGUGUUGCCACACCCAGCCAAGAAUAUACCCAGCCUGUCAUCUGCAGCCCACGGGAGCCAAUCACUUUUGAUCUGGAUAUCAGGUUCCAGCAGGUCAGUGACCCAGUAGCAGCUGAGUUUAAUCUCAAUACUCAAAUGUUUCUGCUAUCCAAGAAGGAUCUGUGGCUGUCUGAUGGCUCUCUGGGAUUUGGAGAAGAAACUGAUGUCUCAUUCACAGAGGGUUCCGAAAUCUACGGUCGUGUCAUGGUGGAUCCCGUUCAGAAUUUAGGGGAACCUUUCAUCUGUAACAUUGAGAAGGUGUUCUUAUGUACAGGGGCUGAUGGGUAUGUUCCCAAAUAUAAUCCAAGUAACAAAGAAUAUGGUUGCCUAGCUGACUCACCUUCCCUAUUGUACAGAUUCAAAAUCCUGGAUAAAGCUCAACCAGAUACACAAGCAAAAAUGUUUGGAAAUAUGGCAUUCCAUGCCAAACUAGCAGUUGAUCACAUUGAUGGCCAUCCUUUGGUAAAACAGCCUGGUUCUGAUGGAUUCAGCCUGUUGUCAACUCCAUUAUUCCAGGUAGCAGUGGGUCGAGAAUGGUACAUCCAUACCAUCUACAUGGUUCGAUCACGUGAAAAUGCUCAUAAGGGCCUUGGAAAAAGAAGUAUUGAGUAUCACCAUGUUUUAUCUUGCAAUAACAGCACCUCACAUCUUAGUCGGUCUCGGAGAGCUGUUUCUGAUAUUCCUGCUCUUGCCCAAGAUAUUGGUGCUGAUAAGAAUAGAGGAACAAAUAUCCAGCAUAUAGUUCUUGACCGAUCUAAUAAAAUUACAAUCAAGCAGAAAGAAUGGUCCCUAGCAGGUAAACCUUAUGAAAAGCCAGUCCUGCAAAUUCCAGGAAGUGAUGCAGAAGACAAGAUAAUUCCCAUUAUUGGAGGUGCAAUUGGACUAUUGCUGCUUCUCUGCACUGUUAUAAUUAUUAUAUUACUUCUGAAGCGAAAGGAACAUUCAACUGAUGGAAAAACAAGCUCGUUUACCAAUCAUUCCAACAGUAAUGAAACUAUGACUACACAGCAGAGCAAUAGCGAUAGCUCUGAAGUUUAACAGCAUUGAUGACUCCUUGAAGAUCCUACAUAAUGGAAACCACAUGAGGCUGGGCUGGGGGUGGGGUAGAUAUGGAAUUAGGCUGCUGCAGUUUUGGUGCUAUGUUGUAUGAGAUUACAGCAUUUAGAAGAAAAGUAUAGCAAAGAUAAUCUGUAUAGAAAUGUGACUUAUUUAUAACUUCCCCCGCAACCAACUCCCAGGAACACAGGAUGACCUCCUGGAAUACAACGUUAAUUAAAUUUAGCAUUUUCCCCCUAAAAUGGUGCUUUUAAAAAAAUCCAUUAGCUGGUAUAAGUGUGCCUUAUCUAUCAACAUGAAAGCCUGGUGCUAUUCAAAGCGAUAUUGAUUCCCUUUUCAUUAAAUUGUAUAGUGUUUAGAUUUAUACCAUUUUUAUAUGAAAGGGUGGGGGGGAGGUUAAGAAAAAAGGUAAAAUAUUAAAUAAAUGGCAUACAAGCAAAUAUCUAUAAUUAAAUCUCAAUGGAAUCUGUAUUGAUAAGCAAAAGACUGUAUUUGAAAAAUACUGAACUUAUUUAAAGAGAAUGUUCCUUGAAUGUUUUAAUAUACAGGUAUUACAAAUAGUUUUUCAUACAACAUCCUGCAAUGUUCUGUACUUAUGUAACAUAAAUGUCAUAAAACUAAAUCAUUAUUAGAUUAUUAUUCCAGUUGCUUGCAGUUAGACGUAUUUUAUUUAUAUUAGUUCAAAUAGCUCUCUCCUAAUGGAACUUUGAAAAUAUUGUAAAAUAUUGUGAAUAACUUACAUGACCUUAACUGCGUGGAAAUUUCAGAGUGUCCUUUUUUAAAAAAACAAUUGUUACUUAGCUAAACAAUCAUAGUAAAUUUUGUCAACACAUGCAACCAUUUAUUGACAAUUAUUACCACGUUAUUUUGGGGGGAAAAAAUCAUUCUGGGAAAGGGCUAUUCAAUAUUGUUUUAGGAGAAUCAAGAUGGCACUUUGCUGAAUAAAAUAGUGCCCUAUUUUCAAAGCUGGUAACCCUUUAAUUAUGAACAAGAUAGAAUUGCCUUCAGUUCUAAAGCAACUUUCCAUGCCAGAUUGAUAGAAUCUAUAUAAUUUCAAAAUAAGUAAAAGUAAGUUAUUGCCUCUAUUUCUUGAGGUUCUGUGGUGUGGAAUUAAUCAGCAUAUACUACCGUGUUUCCCUGAAAAUAAAACCCUGUCUUAUAUUUUUUUGAACCCCCAAAAUAAGCGCUUGAUCUUACCUUUGGAGAGGUCUUAUUAUUUGGGGGUACGUGGAGCAAGACGGGGCUUCUCUUGCUGUCUUACCUCAUUUCUAGCUCUGUCUUCCUAACCCUAACCAGACCGGCUGUGCAUGCGUUUAAAUAUUUUCAGGGAGAGCUUAUUUUCAGGGGAGGGCUUAUUUUUUGGAGUAACACGGUAUUUCUCACAUAGUAGGUUUUUGCCCCAGACAUCUGGAAAUUUUAGAUUCAAACAAGUUUUGUUACAGAAAAACAAAGUAUAUUAUUAAUAAUAAGAUUGCACCAACUUAUUCAGAAGCUACACCAAUUUCAGUAGGAUCUACUCAUUGUAAAUGUCUAUGUGAGAUCAAAGUUUUAAUUAAUCAGGAUGCUGUGGGAAGUAUUUUGGUUCCUAUCCCUGGUUAAUUAGAUAGCCAAUUUUAUUUUUUAACAGCAAUUGUGUUGUUAAAACAGUUUCUUUUUCUCAUGCUUAGGAGAAAACCCCUGUUAAUGGUGCUUAGACACUAAUUUGUCUACAAGCAAUUUAAUUAAGAUUCAUCUUUUUAAUUGAUAGAAUCAUUGUGCAUUAGUUAUCUAUUUUUCUUGUUUAGAAAGUAAUUCUCAGAAUGAUACUACCGACCGAUCUCUAAAUUAUAAUAAUCAUUUUAAUACUGUAUGCUAGUUUCCUUUAAAUAUUUUAAUUCAUAGUGUUCAUUAGCUAAUCAGUCAAAAAAUAACUAGCAUAUAAAAUUCUCCUGCUUUAUAGGAGAAAAUUAUUAAUAAUAGAUCUUCCAGUUGCUGUUGCUGCUGCUUCUUUCGUUUCAUGUAGGGCAAUACACAUUUCACGAUUAUUUGAAAAUGUGCAUUGUAUAAGAAGAGCAGCUCUCUACUAUUCAUUAAACAAACCAACAUUUGUGGCUUUCAAAGCUAGUGUGAAUAGCCCUGAUACCUUACCAAAUGACAAUAGCAAUAUAUUUUUAUCCACCUGUACCAGCUAAAUUCAAGUUACUCACAUCAGAGGACCAUGCUGUAUUUUCUUCAGUACCUUUUAUCUGCCUAGACAUAGUAGCUAGUUUCGAUUCCUCCUCUUCCUUUCUUUUUUGUUAAGCCAAAGUAGUUUAAUGGUUCAUUUAUGAAGAAAUGUAGGAAGUUUGAAAAAUUCUCAAUGUAAAAUUGACAAUGAUAGAUUCUUUUGCUUAAAGGAAGUCAACAUUUGCAAAGUUUAUUUUAAUUAGCUGCAGUAAUAAGGUUUAUAUACUUGGCUAUUAUGAACAUAUUUAUCAUGUUAAUCAUUGGUUAUUUAUUCUGUCAAAAUCAUGACCUUAAUAUCUUAUUAACGGUAGACUUUCCUAUUUCCAGGAUUACCACUGUUAUAUUACCAAGCACUUGGAAGAUUAUUUCAUUAAUAUGAUACAUAUACUAUCUAUGUUGAAGCGCUAAAGAAAGAAGCAAACUCUGAUAGUCCCAAAGAUGCUUUUUUCAAAAGGCAACUGGACUUUCUGAUUUUUCUUUGAAGACGUUUCGCUUCUCAUCCAAGAAACUUCUUCAGCUCUGACUGGAUAGUAGGUGAAGAAGCUUCUUAGAUGAGAAGCGAAACUUCUUCAAAGAAAAAACAGAAAGUCCAGUUGCCUCUUGAAAAAAACACCCUUGGGACAACCAUGACCUGGAUGAGUGAGAAUCUCUAUAGACAAACUCUGAUAGGAACAUCUUGGGGGAAAAAACAGCCUUUGAAAAAUGGUAUGCAUUGCUUGUACAUUGCUCAAUAAGAGGAGAGCAUUUGUGCUCUGAUAAGGCUAGUUUUAUUUACACUACCUGGAAUAAGACUCACUUCAGUGAAAUCUCUCUUUCCAAAGUUUUACUGUAAAUUAUAUGACAAUUGGUACAACCAUCCAGUCUAUUUUUUAUUUAGCAACCAAAAGAUGGAAAGCCACUAAAAAAUAAGCAUUCUUUCAUUAAUGUUCCUAAUGUAGAAUAAAAUACUUCCCAAACAGUAGCUUACUGCAAUUUAUAUUACAAUCAGAUGUAAAAUAUAUGUCACAUAUCUAUAUACUUACUUAUUUCAAAGGACAGGUAAGCUAGGUUGUCGAGAACAGAAACAUUAUGUUUAAACUGUACUGUAUUAUGGUAUAUAUGACUGUGAAUUUACCAAAAUACUCUGAGAUCAUUUUAUAAAAAUUGUUUUUUCAUACAAGUGUUGUCUUUUCCAUUUGUUGUCAUAUUUCAUUAUCUAAGCCAUUAGGCCUAAACAUAAGGCCAGAUACUAAAUGCCAUGACCGCAGUGUAAAAGCUGAAGACCAAACUAUCCUGUUAUUAAAGUUGAAAGCCUGGAAUCUGCAAAAUCACAGAGGUAAUUUUAAUACAGGUUUACUACAAUAAACUAUAAUAAACCAGAUUAAAUUAUAUUUAAUUUUUUUUUGCUACUCUUUUAAGUUGUCAGUAGCCUUUGAUUGAUAUGAAUUGCCAGAUAUGCUUGCCAGAAAUUACACUACGGAUUGCAUUCUGAUUAAUAAAAUAUUCAGAUAGUGGCAGAGAACAGAAAAUAAUACAAAUUUAGCUGGUACAAGUGGAUCCCCAUUAUUUUUUGUAGAAAAAAACAGAAGAAUUCAUUGAACUAAAACCAGUUUUCUUUUAUUUUCAAGUAAUUAGAAAAUAUAAAGUUACUAUAUUAAAAUUUAUCCUUACAUAGGUUUUUCCUGUUUUAUUCCUAACAUUUCCUAAUGUAAAAUAUAUACCGUUGUGUGAAAAAGAGUGUACACCCUCUUUGAGUUCUGUGGUUUUACAUACCGGGACAUAGUAAAAAUCAUCUGAUCCUUAGCAAUUCUUAAAAGUAGGUAAAUACAACUUAAAUGAACAACACAUAUUACAGCAUAUCAUCAUUUAUUUUACAAAAAGCCAAAAUGGAAAAGCCAUGUGUGAAAAACUAAGUAUACCUUAUGAUUCAAUAGCCUGUAAAACCUUUAGCAGCAACAACUUG
Messenger RNA from Ahaetulla prasina, 19050 nucleotides. RefSeq names its product FRAS1 related extracellular matrix 3 (gene FREM3). Bases 5337 to 14885 code for a protein of 3182 amino acids. Lineage: Eukaryota; Metazoa; Chordata; Lepidosauria; Squamata; Colubridae. Gene Ontology annotation, biological process: cell communication; homophilic cell-cell adhesion. The transcript is spliced from 24 exons. Gene Ontology annotation, cellular component: membrane. The record is from RefSeq and is a predicted model, not a curated record. Gene Ontology annotation, molecular function: calcium ion binding.